AUGCAGUUGGAUUUUUCUUUAGGCCGCCAGCUCACAAAUAACAGCAUGAAGACUCAUAUUAAUUCUGAAGCAUUGAAUGAAGAAGUCGCUCAUUUUGAAAAGCGAAAGAUAUUCAUUUUGCUGUCGACGGUGAUGACAUGGGCGAGAUCCAAACCUCUGGACCCUGACGACACUGAGGUUCCCUUCACAGAAGAGGAUUACCGGAGAAGAAAGCAUCACCCUAACUUCCUGGACCACAUCAAUGCUGAAAAGAUGGUUCUCAAAUUUGGAAAGACUGGCAAAAAGUUUGCUACUUACGUAGUUGCUUCAGGACUUCAGUAUGGAGUGGAAGGAGGGAUCCUACACGCCUUUUUUAAGAUGGCUUGGCUGGGCGAGAUUCCUGCACUCCCUGUUUUUGGAGAUGGAUCCAAUGUCAUUCCAGCCAUUCAUAUUCUUGAUCUAGCAGGAGUGAUACAGAACGUCAUAGACCACAUGCCGAAGCUUCGCUACCUGGUGGCUGUGGACGAGUCUGUUCACACCCUGGAAGACAUUGUCAAGUGCAUCAGCAAAAAUACUGGCCCUGGAAAAAUCCAGAAAGUACCCAGAGAAAAUGCUUUUCUAACCAAGGACUUGACACAACAGCAUCUCGACCACUUACUGGUCAACCUGAGGAUGGAGGCACUGUUUGUGAAGGAGAAUUUCAACAUCCGCUGGGUUGCCCAAUCAGGAUUUGUGGAGAACAUCAGCAGCAUCCUCAAAGAGUACAAGCAAAGCCAAGGAUUAUUGCCAAUCAAGAUCUGCAUCCUUGGUCCUCCUGCUGUGGGAAAAUCCAGCAUUGCCGAAGAAUUAGCCAAGUACUACAAACUACAUCACAUCAAAAUAAAGGAUGUGAUUUCCGAAGCCAUAGCCAAACUGGAGGCGAUUGUUGCACCCAAGGAGGCAGUGGAAGGAGAAGAGGAAGGUGAAGAGGAGGAAGAAGAAGAGAAUGUGGAGGAUGCCCAGGAGCUCUUGGAUGGCAUCAAGGACAGCAUGGAGCAGAACGCAGGUCGGCUAGAAGAUCAAUAUAUAAUUCGAUUUAUGAAGGAAAAGCUUAAAUCUAUGCCUUGUAAGAACCAAGGUUACAUUUUGGAUGGCUUCCCAAAGACCUAUGAUCAAGCAAAAGACCUGUUCAACCAGGAAGAUGAAGAGGAAGAGGAAGAAAUCAGAGGCAAAAUGUUUCCCUUUGAUAGAUUAACUACACCUGAGUUUGUGUGUGGUCUGGAUGCCUCUGACGACUUUCUGAAGGAGCGGGUCAUGAACCUCCCAGAGAGCAUCGUGGCGGGAACUCACUACAGCCAGGACCGAUUCCUCCGGUCUCUGAGCAACUACCGGGACAUCAACACCGAUGAUGAGACGGUCUUCAACUACUUCGAUGAAAUUGAAAUCCACCCAAUACACAUUGAUGUAGGAAAACUCGAAGAUGCCCAGAACAGACUUGCUAUCAAACAGCUCAUCAAAGAGAUCGGGGAGCCUCGGAAUUAUGGCUUAACAGACGAAGAAAAGGCGGAAGUAGAGAAAAAGGCUGCGGAGGAACGCUUGGCCAAGGAGGCUGCUGAGACAGCAGAGCGUGAACACAAAGAAGCCGUAGAGAUGGCAGAGAGGAUAGCCCGCUGGGAGGAGUGGAGUAAACGGCUAGAGGAAGUAAAAAGAGAGGAGAGGGAGCUGCUGGAGGCUCAGUCCAUCCCCCUGAGAAACUACCUGAUGACUUACGUGAUGCCCACGCUGAUGCAGGGGCUCAAUGAGUGUUGCAAGGUGAGACCUGAAGACCCCGUGGACUUUCUGGCAGAAUAUCUCUUCAGGAACAAUCCUGAAAUGCAGUAAAGAUUCAUCAAUGGUGGAUCGUGGAGCUUUACAGGGAGAGCUCAAGUAAAAUUUGCAAUUUGAAAAACUGCUUUUGAAAAUGCUUUUCUAGGGUUUUUUGGG
Molecule: messenger RNA, 1941 nt
Organism: Peromyscus eremicus (cactus mouse)
Lineage: Eukaryota; Metazoa; Chordata; Mammalia; Rodentia; Cricetidae
Gene: Ak7
Product: adenylate kinase 7
Exons: 16
Coding region: 1-1839 (612 amino acids)
Biological process (GO): nucleobase-containing compound metabolic process
Cellular component (GO): cytoplasm
Molecular function (GO): ATP binding; AMP kinase activity
Source: RefSeq, a predicted model, not a curated record